Nematostella vectensis (starlet sea anemone) is the source of this 3003-nucleotide messenger RNA. RefSeq lists its product as uncharacterized. The record is from RefSeq and is a predicted model, not a curated record. Bases 1969 to 2304 code for a protein of 111 amino acids. The transcript is spliced from 2 exons. NCBI's taxonomy places the organism in Eukaryota, Metazoa, Cnidaria, Anthozoa, Actiniaria, Edwardsiidae.
ACAGGCUGUAGCAGUGCCUUCGCAGGAUUGAAGACACCGCAGUGCAUUGCUGGAAACAUCAAGGCAUACCGUCUUGGGUCAGCGGUAGCUUAACUUUACUUUCUGUUUUCAGUCUGUUUUUCUUACAGUUUUGCUUAAAAGUAUCUAUGAGUAAAUGAGUUAAUUAAAUGUGAAAAAUAAAGUAUUUGAUUUUUCCACUGUUGCCACUUCACGCACUUUAAAAUACUACAAUCUUUUCAUAUAAAUUUGAAUUGUCCUACAUACCCGUGACGAAACCCAUGCGAUACAAGCUGAAAAAUGUAGAUUUUUAAAAAUGUAGAUUUUCAAUCUGUAACUUUACUUGAAAUCAUUUACAUUGGUUGACCCUCUAUCGUUUCGACGAUAACAGGAUAUAUUAUAUAGAAUAAAUGCUUUAUAUAAAAAUGUGAAUAUACUAUAAUUUUUUGGGGCCUCAAUAUCACUAUUUAUUGAGAAAAGAAACUAGCACGCUUGCUUGUGAAAGUGAACCUAUAUACAUUUGAUGAAAUUAGUUCAGUUUCGAGGAACCACAAGGUCUAAGUUUCAUUUAUUUCUUGCUGAUAUUUUGAUAUGCACAGAGUAAACAUCACAAAACAUGAUUACAGCAAUGUAAAAGGGUACAGCGUGAUUACUUAAAUCGUGAUCGUGAUAAUGAAAAGUGAUCAAACUUUUGUUCCGUUUUAUCCAAUCUGUGUGUAUGUACGUCUAUAUAUGUACAUGAACAAAAUAGGGCGUGAUGCAACUCUUUUCAGCUCGAUGUUUUCCAAGCGCGCCCCAUAACUUAAGUUGUAGUCCAGACUCUUUAAAUAUCAAGGAAAGAUGAAAUGUAUAAAUGUAAAAAAAAAAUAUGAAAUACAUUUGUGUUGCGUUACUUAAUAACUAUACCCGCCACUUCAUUUGGGAUGUGUUUUUUGCUAUUUUUACGUGCAUCAGAUUCAAUGAUUUCUCAGUUGAUUAUAUAUGCCCUUUUUACUCAAAUUGCCAAGUUUGACUUUCCGCGAGACUUACCUUGCAGGCCAUGUUUACGUGUCAGUACGUGUCCCACAAUGCCAAUCUCUUAGCGCCUUUUCCAGUUUAAAUGCCCCCAGGCCUUCAUUAGUAUUACUCGCGAAACUGUCUUAUAUAUUGACUCAUAUCGCCCUUUGAAUUAGUGUUUUUGUUUCUAUUGUGGGAUCUUUGCAGCUUGGACAUUUUUAUUAAGAUAUUCUCGAACGAUAUUCUCGAUAUGACGAUACUCUUGAUAUGACGAUACCCAAAAACAACGAUAUUCUCGAACGGGAUCCUGUUGUCUUUAGAAGAAACAUCGUGUGAUCCCUCCAAUGAUAUUUGAUAUAACGACACUCGAUAUAGCGAUACUCGAUAUAACGAUACUAGACAUAACAAUGCUCGAUGUAACGAUACUCGAUAUAACGAUACUCGACAUGACGAUGCUCGAUAUGACGAUAUUGGAUAUAUAACUAGACUCAAUAUAACGACACUCGAUAUAACGGUACCCGAUUUAACGAUACUCGAUGUAACGAUAUCCUUGGCCUCGGCCAGUAUUUUCAAGACCUCGGUCAUCGUAUUUCACGAUACUGACUCCCAGCUGCUAAUGAUAUAUAUGUAUCUUCCCGAUUAUUGAACCAUAGAGAUCUUCAUAACGGACACUUUACUUUAAUCCAUUUCUUAUAUUAGUUUUCAAAAUUGCAUUUUUAACAGGUCCCUAGCGACGACCACAGCGCUUUCGAUAUCACUUCCUAGAACGGGAAAAAAACAAAAACGACUUUGUGACGAAUGCUUAUUUUCGCGUUCUUUUUGGUUACGGGAAGUGGUGCUUUGGUAAAUUCCUCCGCCGCACACGUUUCUCUUUGAAAUAGAACCGUGUUGGGGCUGGGACUAGUGUUUAGUUUAGUGACGUCACAAAGUCUAAUUAAAUUUUCUUCAAACCGCAAACGGACUCAGCAAUCCGCCAUGUUCGGGUUUAUCCGUCAGCACCCCGUCAUCACGGGUCUGGCGGUCGCAGGCAUUUCGGCGGCUGCCGCGUACUAUUUUCGCAAAUCAUUAGUCAACACAUUUUAUGGGGAGGAGGAGAGUGGUGAGGAUAAGAGCACAGAAGGUGAUGAGGAGGGCGGUGAAGCAAGCAAGACAACCCCGGACACGCCCGUCUCUGCGUCUGGACCCCCGAUGGAGGCACCUCCCGUGGUCCCCGUAGAGGCAGCAGCAUCACCACGCCCAAGAAGGAGCGGACCCCAACAGGACAACUUUGGCGGCUUCCGCAAAGGGUUCCUCGACGGCAAGAGAUUCUAAGCUGCUACGAUGCGCUCCAAAGACCCAUAAAUUUUACGAACCCGAACGGAAAUGGAUAACAAUACACGGACAUGGAAUAUAACAUAGAUGGAAAUGAUGAUUAAAAGACAGGAACGGAAAUGGACAACGAUACACGGACAUGGAAUAUAACAAACAUAGAAGAAAAGGAAUGAUAAAUAGGCCGGACUGAUAGGGAUAACGAUACACUGACAUGGAAUAUAACAUAGAUGAAAUGGAAUGAAAAAUAGACCGGAACGGAAACGGAUAUAGAAUUACGGACGCAAGCAAAACAAAAAUGAAAAAUAACCAAAAAAAAUAAUCAAAGGAGCAAUCUUCAACUUCGAUGUUUUGCGCAGAUGUUUUCUCGAUGGCAUAUGACUCAAAGCUAUGACAGAAUCAACCCUGCAAGUGCUCAACAAACCGACAAGUUUAUUGAUUGGAAUGGAAAAGGACGAUGACAAAAAAUAAAAAAAGACUAUUCCAAAAGAAAUAAAAAAAAACUUUAUUCAGGCUAGUUAGGCAGCACGUCGUCAAGGACUCUCUUCUUGCACUUUGAUGAGGGGUAGGGGCGGGAAGGUGUUCCGCGCAACCGGGUGUUUACACGCGGACCCCAAGAUUCAAAGUGCGAGUAGGAAUGUCAUUUAAUAUCAAUAAACCAAGUGCCUCGAUCGUGAAAAUAAAAACAUCCACACAUGUCAA